AUGCCGAUGACAUUGACGAUGAAGCAGAGAAAGACGUUCAUUGUACGUAUCAUUCUCUUCAAGUGUCAGGACAUAGCGGCCGCAGAUCUGGACAUGCUUGGUGGCAAGAGCGACCCGUACGUGGUGUUCACGCUUGUUGGACAGCACGUGAACAGAUUGAUGUGA
Molecule: messenger RNA, 165 nt
Organism: Phytophthora nicotianae INRA-310
Lineage: Eukaryota; Oomycota; Peronosporomycetes; Peronosporales; Peronosporaceae
Exons: 2
Coding region: 1-165 (54 amino acids)
Source: RefSeq, a predicted model, not a curated record